AUGACAAUGCGCUUUCUUAUUAUAUGUUUAUGUUUAAUUAGUCUUAAUCUCUAUUAUUCUGUCGAAUCAACAACAUCAAUAAAGAAAACGAAUGUUAAUAAAUCGUUUAAUGAAUUACCAUUUCAUAUACAUCCAUUACAUUUUAUUUCACAUAUAUGUCGACAACAAAAACAAUAUUCAUUAGAAAUAACAAGGAAAUAUUGUCCAUUACAUUUACAAUCAUCUAAAUCACAAGAAGAACAGCAACAACAACAACGAGGCAAGCGUGUCGGAUGGACAAUUAGUGUUUAA
Molecule: messenger RNA, 291 nt
Organism: Adineta steineri
Lineage: Eukaryota; Metazoa; Rotifera; Eurotatoria; Adinetida; Adinetidae
Source: the annotation of a GenBank genome assembly